Canis lupus familiaris (dog) is the source of this 5242-nucleotide messenger RNA. It is a transcript of the gene SLFN14, whose product is annotated as schlafen family member 14. Gene Ontology annotation, biological process: rRNA catabolic process; mRNA catabolic process. Lineage: Eukaryota; Metazoa; Chordata; Mammalia; Carnivora; Canidae. Bases 571 to 3375 code for a protein of 934 amino acids. The transcript has 5 exons. The record is from RefSeq and is a predicted model, not a curated record. Gene Ontology annotation, molecular function: RNA endonuclease activity; ribosome binding.
GGAAGGCGGGAUCGCCCUUUGCGUCGCUUCCGCGCUUGGGGUCUGUGGCCGCGGGCUCGUGUUUUUCCCGGUGCGGAGCCUUCCCGCCUGCCUCUCAACCCCGUUCCUUGGACUUUUGGGACGUCUGUUGCCGGUUCCUUGCUUCAGCAACUGCAGAGGGCAUCUGAGAGAGUUGCGCCCUGCCUGGAUUUCUGGGAAGAAUUACCGAUUGGGCCAGUGAUCCGACAGGUUUCCUGCGCAUGUCCGAUCCCCGCGGGAGGCCUAGGGCCCGGGGUGGACGGAGGAGGGAUGCGUCCCUCGCCGGCCCGGGAUCUCUGGCUGGCCGGGCGCCUGGACGCUUCCUGGAUAAGCAGGAGAUGCCACGAGAAGAGUGCAGCUAAAUAUCAAAGAAAUGCGCAGGAGAGCUGGAAAGACUUCCUGGGAGAGGUGGCAUUUGAUCUGAGUCUUAAAGAUGGAUAGGUUUUAAGAAGCAGGAGAUGCUGGGAGACGGAAUAGUUUAACGCCCGUAUUAAAUGGUUAUUUACUGGAACCUCGUUCUGUUACCACUUGGAGCACAGAUGGGCUGCUGGAAUGGCGGGCCUCCAGACUGAUGUGGAAAUGCUCUAUCCUGAGACAGUUGUACACGUGGGCAGGGUGACUUUUGGAGAAGAGAACAGGAAGAAGAUGAUCAAUAGCUAUCUGAAAAGAACUGAGAAUAAGAAGAUCAUCCAAGCCACCUGCGCGCUGUUAAAUUCUGGAGGGGGUGUGAUCAAAGCAGAGAUUGAUGAUGAAACCUACAGUUACCGAUGCCACGGGCUGGGACAGGAUCUGGAAACUUCUUUCCAAAAGCUCCUUCCUUCAGGUUCACAUAAAUACCUGGACUACGUGCAGCAGGGGCACAAUCUCCUGAUUUUUGUGAAGUCCUGGAAUCCAGAUGUUUUCAGCCUUCCCCUACGGAUUUGCAGCUUGCACUCCAAUCUAUACCAGAGAGCUUUGACUUCCACCAUCAAUUUGACUGCCAGGAGUGCCCUGGAGCUUCUCAGAGAGAAGCAGUCUAGAGCCCAAAGAGGAAGAUCAAGGGUGAGGGACCUGAAUUCUCAGACAGUUCCUGACAGAGACAUUCAGGAAGAGAAAGAUAUGAGGAAUUCUGCCUCAGAAUUGUUCCAAAAGGACAGGCUCAUGUAUAAGGAGAAACUCAAUUUUACUGAGUCAACCCAUGUCGAGUUUAAAAGGUUCACCACCAAAAAGAUUGUCCCCCGGGUUAAAGAGAUCCUGUCCCAUUAUGUUUCUGCAUUUGCCAACACUCUUGGAGGAUACCUAAUUUUGGGGGUAGAUGAUAAGAGCAAAGAAGUGUUUGGAUGUAAGCGAGAAAAAGUGAACCCCGACUUACUAAAAAAAGAAAUAGAAAACUGUGUAGAAAAGUUGCCAACAUUCCACUUCUGCUGUGAGAAGCCAAAGGUGCAUUUCACUACCAAAAUCUUGAAUGUCUACCAAAAAGAUGUCCUGUAUGGUUAUGUCUGCAUGGUCCAAGUGGAGCCCUUCUGCUGUGUAGUAUUCACAGAGGCCCCGGAUUCCUGGAUCAUGAGAAAUGAUGCUGUCACAAGGCUGACGGUGGAGCACUGGGUGGCCAUGAUGUUGGAUGUUCACUCAAGUAAAACAGAAGAGAAGUCGUCAUCCAGUUGGCAGGGAGGAACCCCUUCGGUAUCUUCUGUGGCUGUUCAGUCAGCAACUUCCAGUUUGGCCGCUGACUCCCUGUGUGCACCAGCUCCAUCAACACUAGGAAGCCCAUCAUUUCCCAUAAAAGUCUUGGAAUUCAAGGGGCCUCUGCAACAGCGUCUGUUUCCAGUGACACAGGAAGAGAUACAGUUUAAACCAGAAUCCCUCUGUAAGAAGCUCUUCUUGGAUCAUAAAGGACUCGAGGAAUUAAUGAAGACACAGAUAUAUCCUUGUUCUCAGGGGAUUGUGAUAUUUUCUAGAAGCUGGGCUAGUGAUAUUGGCUUAAGGAAAGAGGAGGAUGUUCUGUGUGAUGCUCUCCUAAUAGCAGUUAACAGUCCCCCGGUACUCCAUACAAUCUUAAAAAACCCCAGUUGGAAUGGAGGGCUUGAGUAUGCCCGAAACACUGCUCAUCAGUUAAAGCAGAAACUGGGAACUGUUGGUGGUUACACAGGGAAAGUGUGUGUUAUCCCAAGGCUGAUGUACCUGCCCAGCAUACAGUGUAGCCCUGGUGAAAUCCUCGUGCACUACCCCCAAUCCUACAGGCUUACUACCAAGGAUGAAGUGGAAGACCUGUUACAGGCCCUUAUUGUAGUCUCACUGUGUUCCAGAUCUCUUCUGAGUGACCAGCUGGGCUGUGAGUUUUUCAACUUGCUCAUAGAGGAGCAGUGUGAGUUACUCUCAGAAAACCUUCAGGAGACACGUGAAUUGUUCAUCCACUGCUUUCCGGGAACCAGAAAGACAGCCCUAGCCAUAAAGAUCAUGGAGAAAAUCAAAGAUUUGUUCCAAUGCAAACCAAAAGAGAUUCUUUAUGUUUGUGAAACUGACUCCUUAAAGGAUUAUGUGACCCAACAAACAACCUGCCAAGCUGUGACCCGGAAGAUCUUCUUACAAGGGGAGUUCCUUAAGAUUAAACACAUAGUGAUGGAUGAUACUGAGAAUUUCUGCAGUAAAUAUGGAGACUGGUACUUGAAGGCCAGGAGCAUCACUCAUCCAAAGGUGAAGGGAGCUGGCAGUGAAAACCUUCAUCACGGGAUCCUCUGGAUUUUUCUGGACCCCUUUCAGAUCGAUUGUGCAGAUAUUAAUGGUCUUCCCACUCCAUCUGCUCAGUUUCCCCGAAAAACAAUCACCAAUGGGAUCCACUGUGCUCUGGAAAUAGCAAUGGUCAUGAAAGAGGAAAUGAAGAGGAUCAAAGCAAAUCCUCCCUCCAGCCUGGCCCCAGACACACUGUCAUUGUUCAGGGAAGAUGCCUACGAGGAAGCAGUGGGUGCCCAGGCUCUGCCUGGGGUGUUUGAGACAGAGACUAGCCUGACUAUGGAACAAAUUGUGAAACGGGUGGCCGAAAGGUGUCACAACCUGUUCCAAUGUGGCUAUCAGCCUCAAGACAUUGCAAUUCUGUGCAGGAAAGGGGAGGACAGAGGACGCUAUGAGUGUGCACUUCUAAAAGCAAUGGAAUUAUUUGAAACCCAUGGAGUGACAAAGGUUGUGUUUAGCCAGGCCUCUGGCGUUUCGGGCAGUUGCAUCGUUUUAGACAGUAUUCAGCAGUUUUCAGGCCUGGAGAGGAAUAUUGUGUUUGGGCUUAGUCCAGAAUGGACUCUGUCAGAAGAAGCUCAUAAGCUCCGCUUUGCCUCACGGGCCAUUAAACACCUCUACCUGUUUUAUGAAAAGAGGGCAGCUUUCUGAAAAUUAUUUUUAACAGUACAGGCAGCCAGGAAGGGCAGUGUCCCUUCUCCCAGGCAGGUGGCAGCCACUCUUUCUCACGUAUUAUCAGUGAGGAAAUCAAGGCACAGUAAGUAUGGAUAGUGUAGAGCCACGGAGACAUCUCUUGGGCGAGACCCUUCCAUUCUAUGCGCUGUCACUGUCCUUUUCCCCAUCCACUUCACCUCCUUCCUGUACAGUGAUAGCAGACUGAAGAUUGGUCCUCUGCCUCUGGUCUUCCUAGACCAGUCCAUCUUUCAGGGACCAGACCUUGUCCUUAGAUAAAGAAUGGAGUGUGCGGCAUCCCCUGCCAAUAUAUCUGCAGUGAGUCCCUGAAGUCUUCAGGUCAAACCCAUUUCCAAGGUAUUCCAUGAUACACCCUGACUUACUCUUCUAACACAUCCUUUGUUCUACUUCCUCUCCCAAUAUGUAUAAGGCACCCCCAGCCUUGCUGGCCUAUUUUGAAAGUAGGAGAUAAGAUGCCCUCCAGGCUAUGAACAUUGAUUGGCUAUCUCAAGGGCAGCACCUUGGUUAGCACCUCUUACUGGCUUUGGGUCUCAAGCUUUAUGGGCCUAGAACUUGAUUUCCUCUUUGCACUAAGUAUGGAUUAGUCUCUUGGGGAUGGCUUUAUGGUAAUCAAGCUCACAAAAGACCAAUGCAUAAAUGAAAAUAUCAGUCUAUCAAUUCAUAGUAAGGAUUGUAGUAACAAGUGGGCCAGAUACUUUUGCUAAUCAGUAUAUUCAACACUAACAUAGGAAGCCAAAUUAUACAAGCAGAGCUUUCCAACAAUGGUAAUCUCAUUCAAAUGUAUGAAGACUCUAAGCAAUGUUAGACUACUGCAAUCAUCUCUAAAAUAGGGAUAUUUCACCACAAGGAAUAGAUAGAUCAGGUUUACAAAAUAAUGCAAAUUUAGAAUGCUGAAGGUGACAAAAUGUUCCACAUUCUCUGGCUCAGAUGAAAUUUCUCUUCUCUCCUAGUUUCUAAAGUUUUCAGGUUGACCACCAACCUUCGCCCUCACUCCUCCCAACACAGACGCACUUUGCUCACCUUCAUUCUCUACAUGUUGUUACAUUCACCUAGGCUCAAAACUGCUUAUACUCUGCUGCUGGCCUGGGAAAUGGUCUGUGUAUAGGAGGCCUUUGUACAUCUCUGAGCUCUUCCAUUAUGAUUUGGUGUUAAUUUUAAUCUAACUCAUAAGUUUACAGGGAGCCUGGAUGGCAAUGCUACUAACUAUACCACCCCACCCGUACAUACUCCUGGCUCCCGGCUGUGUUCUCUUCUCAGCUUUCAAACCCUUGUCUGCCCCUCUACCUGCUGAAAUCCUUACUUGCCAACAAGUUCUAGUUCAAAUGUCCAACUCCUCAAGUAAACUUUCACCAUCCCCCUAACUUAAAUUUGGUCUCUCCUUUUUGCAGCCAUUCUAUGGCUUAAAAGACUUGAUGAAAGUGCCAAACUCAUUCUUAAGCAUGCCACAGAAGUAGCUGUUGGCAUCAUCAUAUCUAUGCAACAUGUUCCUAUAAUGUCUUCUUUCCAACGUAUGUGAAAUAGAAAUAAAAUCAAAAGUUCCCUUUCUCUAGUCAGCCCCCAAAAUUGCUAAGCUCUUCAAUGCAAUCUUGCUUUCCUGUUUGUAAGGAUUUUUAAGCUGCUUUGAAGAUAUUCUGAUUUCCGGAUUGUUUUUAAGUCCUGGAAAGGUUUAGGACAACUUUAUUGAUGCCAGGGAGGCAUGAGUGCAAAAGAAAGUGUGGAAAUAUUCCUCUGGCUAUAAUUUCAGAUAAAGCUCAUCAGGUUUCUUUCUUUUUUUUUUUUUUUUUAUGAUAGUUACAGAGAGAGAGGGAGGCAGAGACAGAAGCAG